Messenger RNA from Vollenhovia emeryi, 4598 nucleotides. It is a transcript of the gene mthl1, whose product is annotated as probable G-protein coupled receptor Mth-like 1. Bases 375 to 2150 code for a protein of 591 amino acids. Gene Ontology annotation, cellular component: membrane. The record is from RefSeq and is a predicted model, not a curated record. Lineage: Eukaryota; Metazoa; Arthropoda; Insecta; Hymenoptera; Formicidae. Gene Ontology annotation, biological process: G protein-coupled receptor signaling pathway; cell surface receptor signaling pathway. The transcript has 7 exons. Gene Ontology annotation, molecular function: G protein-coupled receptor activity.
GAGUCGGGCCGCGUGGUCGCGUCAGUAACGCCGGAGCCUCCGUACGGGAGAGUCACGUCCGGCGAGCGCCCAGUGAACGCGGCCAGCAACUCGCGUCUACGCGUCCGUGUGUCUUUUCUUAAUCGACACCGAAUCGCAUACCGCGUCUCGACACUCUUCGCCCUCGAUCGCGCGUGCGUUCGCGUCGCGAGACGACAUCGAUCUGAUCGAUCCGAGUGCGCGCGCGAAUUCUUCCAACACGCACGCGUUUGCUAAAUUUGCUCCGACUGUCGAAGACUCGAAAAGACCGGGGUGAAGUUUGCGACAGUUGGUGGCGCGCUGCCCUCGACGACGGUCAGUGGAAUCACGGCCGCGGGAAGUGAUAUCGAGGAGUCAUGCGGGCGUACGCGCGUUGCGCUCUCGCGCUCGUCGCGGCGAUCGCGACGGCCGUCGUGUCGGAGCCGAGCGAGCUGGCCAGGUCGGAAGAGACGAUCGUCCUCAAGUGCUGCCGGCACGACGAGGAGCUGCUGCUGCUGGACGGCGUCGAGCCGCCGCGCUGCGAGCCGACUCCGAACAAAUGGAAGCCGUUGAUUUAUAACAUAACGACGAACAACUGGCAGGAAGAGCUGCCCACCCACUGGCGCGUCGUCGACGGCCGACGGCCGGGGUGCGGCGACCAGUCGGAGCUGAUCGUCUGGCCCAACCGGAAGGCCACCCCGGUCAUCCUGAUCGAGAACGGGAACGCGGUGCUCGAGCUCCGCAGCUCCAAAGAGGACUCGAAGUCCUUUCUCCCCAGCCAGUACUGCGCCGAUUCCAACGCCCUGCUUGUGUGCAUGCCGAAGAAAUUGGCGGGCAAUCACGCCGCCGCGACCAUGAGGCCGCAAGUGCGACGCUGCUGCGGCGAAAACGCCAGCUUCCACGAACACGGAAAUACCUGCGUGUUGCUAGCGGAGACCGCGGACGCACCACCUCUGCUGCCGAAGGCGUCGUCCGUCGAGAUCGUGGCCGGAUUUCCCACCUGCCCGAAAUCCGACAAUUUCACCAUCGUCGGCAACGCGGUAGACGGCGCGCUGCAGCCCGACGGCAGCCUCGAGAUAAACGGGAUCGUUUUACCUAGCGGCCAGUUCUGCGUCGAGAGGAUUAAGGAACUCAACCAGGUCGCCAAGGUGUUCGCCUGCCCGGAACAUACUCCGCAAAGACCCGCGGUGAAAGCGACAGACAUCAGAUUCACCUUGUAUCCCGUGGGCUUCAUCAUUAGCGCCGUCUUCCUGGCCGCCACCCUGGCGGCCGGCUGGCUACUACCGGCCUCUCAUCACGUUCUGCACUGGCGUUGCCAGACUCAUCAUGUCGCCUGCCUGAUGAUGGGCGAUAUUCUCAUGGCCAUCAUUCAGCUCGCCGGGGAUUGCCUCCACGGUACAAGCUGCAAGGCGCUCGCGAUCAUGGCGCACUUCUUCUUCCUGGCUGCUUUCUUCUGGCUGAACACGAUGUGCUUCAACAUCUGGUGGACGUUUAGGGAUUUGCGACCAGUGAGCUUGGAGAAAGGGCAGGAGACCCUUAGACUCAGGGUCUAUGCCUGCUACGCCUGGGGUGGGCCCUUACUUGUCGCCGGCCUGGCCGCGCUUUUGGACCACCUACCGCCUCAACCGCAGUACACGUUUCUGAGGCCCCGCUUCGGCGAGAAGCAGUGCUGGUUCUAUGGUGACAUGGAAAUCCUGGCGUACUUCUUCGGACCGAUCGGAGUGCUGCUGGCCAUAAAUCUUAUGUUUUUCGCUGUAACCGCUCGCGAAUUGACAUGCGGCCUCUGGAAAGGCGAAUUCGUCAAAAGCACCACUGAGAGGGCGACGCUGGGCCGCAUAUGUAUGAAACUAGUGAUCGUGAUGGGUGUCACCUGGGUGGCCGACGUAGUCUCAUGGGCUGUCGGCGGGCCGCAGUACAUCUGGUACUUCACCGACCUGAUAAACGCCUUCCAGGGCGUGCUGAUCUUCGCAGCGGUGGGCUGCCAGCCGCAGGUCCGUGCGGCGCUCAAGAGAUUCUUCAGCAGGAACCCGCAGACCAAUGCCGGAAGACAGGGUAACGGCCACAGCACGACCAGCCACGGGAUGCCGAGCAUGGGCGACAGCGUAACGCAAAACCCGAGCACCAAAACCGCGCCGUUGGAGACCAUCUGCUAGAACGGUUGCCCUCAUGGCACACGGGCGUCUCAUCGCGUCAGUCGCAUCGCCGCGAGAGUCGUCGGGCACGCUCGGUUGGCCGAUAAGCGCGAUGAGAGCAAUCCGAUUUGAAUCGUGAUUGAAGCUACCGAGAGGUUGGCUUGCGGCUGCGAUUCAACAUCCGGCGAAGUUUCCGCCGCGGGCAAACUCGCGCGGCGACGAACGAGAGGGUCGUAAACGGGGGACCCGUAGGAGCGGCCUCCGUUCACCAGCGAUCGCACCUUGCGCGUCGACGAUUUGUCCGCGGUCAUAAACGGCAACCGCGUCUCUUCCGCUCGACUUUUAUCUUUACCAGCGAGGUACCGUUGACAAGCUUCGCGAGUUAGUAUGUUGCCGUGUAAUAACGGUUACGCUAAUCAACGACCGAAGGAUAUUUUCGCAGGAUCGAUUUGACCAAGAGGCCUCCCCUCAAGUUCAUUGACCCGCGAAGGUUGAGGAAUCUCGCUGAAAAAAUGUUUUCCCGUUGACAUCUCCUUGAUACAGAACGCGAGUUUAAGGGGAGCGAAUGUCUGGAGAAUAUCCGAAAGUGUUCAGCACGCCUUCGCGAACGUAUGUCGGGUGUGUGUUUUGUACUUUCUCGCUGUUUCUGAGCUUUCGCGAUAGCGCAAUUUCGUGCAGCAGUACGAGGGGGGGGAGGGAAAUUAUUUACGCUCUUUCCCAUCUGGCCGUAAAAUUUCGCACGAAGAUAUGAAAUUUUCUUCUCGUAGAAAAAAAAGAGCCGGUAGCAACGAGGAAAGACGCGCGUACGAAAGUCACGACGGAAUAAGUUCGACGGAAUAGUCGUCAACGUCAUCGUGUUUCGCGAACAUCUGUCGAGCGAGACACGAUCGGGGGAAUUGGCGGCGCGUACACGAUUAUCUGAAAUCUCGGUGGUGAGCUCGCGGGCCGUUCUCGCUCGAGCGGGUGCUGACCGCCAACGAUCUAUCAGGUCCGCACGAGGCAAACGCACUUCGUCCUAGUCAUUGGAUCUGAGAACUGGAUACACUCGCGCCGACAAAGAUAGAUCGCGAAAUUCCGCUGACGAAAGAACGGGGAACGGCUAAUUGUCCAUUCCUGUUUUGGUACUGCCGGACUUACCGUCGCGCGAUCCAUCUUCCCCGACAUAAGCAAUUACUCACCGCGCGCAAUUAACAGAAACUCUUUGCCGCGAUAUCUCGUCGAUCUCGCAUUACGGGAGCGCUUUCGCGCACGUUCCUCCCUUUCGUUUCUCUUCCUCUGCGUACGGCAUACGUAAUAUCGAGAGGCUGACAGAAAUUACGCGGGGAUUUCGAUGCCCCGGAAUUGCGCUCGGUUUCACGUUUGGCCGUUUCGAAUCGCGAUAUUUCAGCUCGAGUUCGGCGCUUUCGCGCUCGAGGCACUUCCAGCCGAGACGAGACACUGUACAGAUGUCCGUAACAUUCAAUUUAUCACGAGCAGCGUGACGCGAGAGCAAGUGCAGAACAUUCGUGGCGACGGGUGUUAAUCCGGGCGAUGCAAAUGUUCAAAAGGCACGCGUCUAUUUCGAUCUUUUCUAAUGUCUCUUCGUCGCGUGUUCCGCGCAUGGCACGGACAAUUGCUACCCGUGUUUCGCGCACCGUGCUCGCUAAAAGUCAAUCGGUGCGUCAUCACUGAAAACAGUUAUAAACGUAGCGCUGAGUUAUUCAACUGUGAAGACCCAUUGUUUUCAGUGAUACUCCACUGACUGACUGACUUUUAAGGCCUGCGUCCACGAUUGGCCUAGCCAGAACUAGGUCCAAGUUCUAGUACCGAGAAAUGUGCGGCCAAUCAACUCGCAGCUAUCCCAUGAAAGCUGCACUCUCCAAAAGUCAAUCAGUGAAUUAUCACUGGGAAUAGUGAGUAUACUACCGAAAAUUGCACACGGAGAGAAUUUUCUCUUAAAAAAUUCAUAAAAUUCGUAUGGCUCAAAUGCGAUUGUUCGCCGCUUUCAGUGAUAAACCGCCGAUUGACUUUUAGAGAGCAAGACUAGAUUGGCUACACGUUUCUCGGAACUAGAACUUGGGCCGAGUUCCAGCAUCGUUGACGCAGGCCGUCAGAGAGCGAAUGUUCAUCCGUCGCCGCCUGGAUGCAAUCCGAAGGCUGUUUAAACAUUUUCAAAUUUUCCUAUCCGCCUGAAUGAAAAAAAAAGGGGGGUGUUCGGAAUUUACCUUCGCCCGGAGAAGGGGGGGGGGCGAGAGCGUGUCUUCGCGCAGCCCCGCGAAACCUAUUCGGACACGCAUCGUUCAUAAAUCAGAGUUCGUAAUGGCUCUACGCCGCUAAAACAGACAAUGACGCGUACUCUUCGGACCUCGGUAACGGGCAGAAACAAUGCGUGAUUUAUGAUCGCGGCGAGUUAAUAUUCGUUUUUCCUUUCCUCCGGCGGACAACGAUAUUCAUUGAUAUUAAUAAUAUCGGCUCGCGACGAGCGCAAGU